Molecule: messenger RNA, 783 nt
Organism: Maylandia zebra (zebra mbuna)
Lineage: Eukaryota; Metazoa; Chordata; Actinopteri; Cichliformes; Cichlidae
Product: persulfide dioxygenase ETHE1, mitochondrial-like
Biological process (GO): hydrogen sulfide metabolic process; glutathione metabolic process
Cellular component (GO): mitochondrion
Molecular function (GO): sulfur dioxygenase activity
Source: RefSeq, a predicted model, not a curated record
UAAAACGCUGCCGGUUACCAGCUGCUCAUACUGUGCAAGGAUGGCAAUGGUAAAGGGACUCCUCUUCAGACAGCUGUUUGAGUCUGAGAGCUCCACAUAUACCUACCUGCUGGCAGACGCAGACACCAAGGAGGCUGUCAUCAUUGAUCCUGUGCUGGAGACCAUUGACAGGGACCUGAAAUUCGUAAGCGAACUUGGACUCAAACUGACAGUGGCAGUUAACACCCACUGCCAUGCAGACCACAUAACAAGCACAGGACCAAUGAAGAAAAGAGUACCUGGACUGAAGAGUGCCAUUUCCAAACUUAGUGGUGCAUCUGCUGAUAUCCACUUAACAGAGGGAGACAAGAUCCCCUUUGGAAGACACUGCCUGAUUGUGAGAGAGACACCAGGACACACUGAUGGGUGUAUAACGCUGGUAACUGGGGAUCAGACUAUGGCUUUCACUGGUGAUGCUCUCCUCAUUAGAGGCUGUGGCAGGACAGACUUCCAGCAGGGUUGUGCCAAAAGGCUUUACAAGUCAGUCCAUGAGAAGAUCUUCACCCUGCCUGAUGAGUGCCUCCUCUACCCAGCACAUGACUACUUAGGUCGGAUGGCUUCGUCAGUCGGCGAGGAGCGCAAGUUUAAUCCACGCCUAACAAAGACCAUGGAGGAGUUUGCAGAUAUCAUGAACAACCUGAACCUGCCCAAUCCCAAAAAAAUGGCAACUGCAGUGCCUGCUAAUCUGGUUUGUGGACUGCAAGACUAAAUGUGUAGACUGAAUGUGCUCCACAAGAGGAUAAU